AUGGAGGGACUGUCCUAUGUCUCACAAGUCCCAUUCGUGAUAAUUGAUUUGAUCAAUCUCAGCGAAGUCACGGUCGACAUUGACGCGAAAACGGCUGGAUUGAAGCGGGCGCCACCCACCGGCGGGCACUACAGUGCAGGAGGCUACGGCGCAAUGCUGAGAAAAUACGGACUAGCAGGAGAUAACGUUAUUGAUGCAAGAAUAAUCAACGCGAACGGAACAAUUCUUGACCGGGCAUCAAUGGGCGAGGAUUUGUUCUGGGCAUCACAGGCGGCGGAGGUGGCAGUUUCGGCGUGA
This is a messenger RNA of Salvia splendens (bonfire salvia), 297 nucleotides long. RefSeq names its product cannabidiolic acid synthase-like 2. Gene Ontology annotation, molecular function: flavin adenine dinucleotide binding. Lineage: Eukaryota; Viridiplantae; Streptophyta; Magnoliopsida; Lamiales; Lamiaceae. The record is from RefSeq and is a predicted model, not a curated record. The coding region runs from base 1 to 297 and encodes 98 amino acids. The transcript has 2 exons.